Messenger RNA from Ectocarpus sp. CCAP 1310/34, 2767 nucleotides. Lineage: Eukaryota; Phaeophyceae; Ectocarpales; Ectocarpaceae. The record is from the annotation of a GenBank genome assembly.
GUACGGUCAGUUCCAGCUCUGGGAGCGUUGGAAUGUGGAUCAAGUGCCUUUGCCAUUCGUGAACGGGCUGAUCAGCACGUGGGAAAAGACAGGCGCGUUGCGUGUAGCCAUCUCGCAGCCCUUUGGUGGCCUAGAGAAAAGGCAGUGCACCAUGCAAGUCAUCUUUGGUCCGGGUGAGAAGACUAUGCGGAUUUCGGUGAUUUUCCGAGGCCAGGGGAAGCGGAUUUCGCCGGUGGAGAAAGCCGCGUACCACAAGGACGUGGACGUGUUUUUCCAGGAGAAUGCGUGGGCGGACCAAAAGUUCUGCAUGGAGUGGGCCAAGAGGUCGUACCGCGAAGGCCUGAUCCGCGGGCGGGGUGAGCUCCCCAAGGCGAGGUCCAUUCUGAUAAUGGACAACUUGCACGCGCAGACCACGGACGAGUUCAAGGGGUAUCUUGCGAAGCAGUGCAACACUAUCGCCUGGCUUGGCCCUGCGGAGUGCACGGACGAGGUGCAGCCAGUUGAUGCAGGAGCCGGACGAUUUCUCAAGAUGGAAGUUGGUAACGAGAUGGACAGGUGGCUCGAUCAGGCGGAUAACAUCGAGAGGUGGGAAACCGCGUCGCUGACAGCAUCUGACCGGCGCGUACUGAUCACUCAAUGGACGGGAGCGGCCAUGGCAAAACUCAACAGCAAUCAGGGGUACCGACACCGCCUUUUCGAAAAGUGCGGGAUGGCGAUGACCGUGGACGGCUCAGGCGAUGAUCGAAUCACCUUGGAGGGUUUGGACCAGCCGUACACCUUCGCAAACGAUGAAGACUCCAGCGAGAACGAAGGAGGUUCGGAGGACGGCAGCGAUGGGCCCGAGGGGCGGGAGGAGGAGGGCGCCGGAAGGCGCGAGCCGGUCGUCGGGGAUGAGCGCAACGGUGCCAACAGCGGGGAGGGCAUGGAGGGCGCUGGAUACAGCGAUGAAGACGACGACAACAUGUCUCAAUCCCAGACCGACGAGCUAGCUCUUUUGGACGAGGACGACAGCAUGGACCCAGACGACCCGGAGGACGAGACGCAGGGAAUGGAGAUCCCGGCGGGCUUUCGCCUUCAAGAAUCUACCCCCGCUGCUCUUGACAGAUUGCUUUUGCAACGUGGAGUGUUUGUUCGGCUGGGCAUGGGGUGGUUCAGUGGGUUGAUCAUUCAGCAAUCUCCGCAGCGCCACCUGUACGACUACUGUGUGCAGCUGGAAGUAGACCACAGUACGCGCAAUGUGAAGCUGCCCUUAGACAAGUACAGCGGAGAUCCGGACGCGGCGGUAGGCUCAUGGGUUUUGCUUGAGAGCGUCAGUAGGGCGGGAAGGGUACGCACCCCCAACGUCACUCUUGUGGACCAAGACGGUUGACAGUUGCCCCAUGGGGGGGUGUUUGCGGGUAUGAAACUCUGCGUCGAGUGCAGUUGAGUAGUGCACCAAUUGAGCAAUCGAUGAUGAAAUAAGAACAAGAACACCGUUUCUGGAGACAACUGGACAACGAAAUAAGAACCUGGCAAAUAAGAGCUUGUGCUCGGCUUGGGGCAGCCAACAAGAAGCGAGCCUCGCUCCAAAUAAGAGGUUCUUAAGUGCGGGCCGGUUCUGUACUACACCUUUUCAGCGUAUGUAGAGCACUACACUUGUCAGUGUAUUUUUUGUACAACUACAACAAUCCAGGGUCACAUAGGAUGGAGGUUUUUUUUUCUUCGUUUUAUUUGUAGCCCCAACUUCCUCCUGCGGUGCGUGCUGAAUUUUAAUUUUAUCGCGAGAAGGGUCCAGCCAUCCCUUUCCCUCGCCAACGGUGCUAACGUCAGAGUUUGGUACUCACAAGAGCUUUUCAGCUAUGUUUCGCUUUCACCCGCAAAUUUAGCAGUUUUUCACCCCAUGGGGAUUCGAAAUCAUCACGACCUCUGCGAUUAGCGGUUUACGAGGAUACCACUAAACCACCGAGGCGACGGUUGUUGUUGUUGUUGUUGUUGUUGUUGCUGUUGUUGUUGUUGUUGUUGUUGUUGUUGUUGUUGUUGUUGUUGUUGUUGUUGUUGUUGUUGUUGUUGUUGUUGUCUUCACAUUAAAAACCGUUCCGAUCUCUCUCUACCCAGUACCUUCCCAUGCCCGUAAUGAAACAACACUCGACGUGGUCGAUUCCCGUGGUCGCAGGCUAACUUACCCUAAAUAGGUACACUCAAGUAAAAUGGCCCCGAGGAGUCCGCAAGUCAAUAGAAAUCAAAGGCAUAUAUUCUGGAGCCCUUCACUCCCUCUGCGCGCUAUGCGAGGUAACAAGUGAGAGUAGGGGUCACCAUUGCGGGCCGGAGAGAAUGAGGCACAGAAAAAUAGAGAAAAAGAGAAAAAACACAGUUUCGGACUGUGACUACAAAUGUUUCGGUUCAACGAAGCAGAUUUUGAGAUAGGACAGUUUCCUGGAAACUUCGUGCGGGUGAAAUUUUCAGAUUUAAGCGGCUUCAUGUGAUUGGCUGUGGGUCAACAGUCCUCCGACGAACUUCCUCCGUCCGCAAGUAGGUCCUGUUGUUUUUUCGCGGUGCGCUACGUGACACCUAGCUGUGCACCUUGCUUGAUGACAAGGGGCUCUCAGUGCUGCUGCUGUUGAGUGUGCGUGCGUGCGUGCGUGCGCAUGUCCGCGUCUGCGUCGCUCCCUCAACCCCAGCAUACGAAAUCGCAUCACACCGGUACGGAGACAGAGAGUGAUUACUGUACACUGGCCGACGACAGCCUCGGAACGAAGUGCUAUGUCGCGUUUCAAGCGUUCGGGAGAGA